GGAGUAGAGUCACAGUUGGCUGCAAACCCACGAUGAUGGCGUUAACACUGAGAACGCUGGUAAUAGUUCUGCUGGUGGCAGUUUUCUCCACCUCAGUUCAGGGUGACAAUGAGUGUGAAGAUGCUGGUGGGAAUUGUGUGAACAAAGAGGAAUGUGAAGUUCAACCAGCUGCAGCAGACUGCCAGGAGGAAGAUAAAGUCUGCUGCAUUACUCCUUCAAGAAAUAAGAUCGAGAAAUCGAGGCUCCACAGGCAAAAGUCUCAGAGGGAAAGACACCAGCAAAGGAGGAGGAACAAUAAGAAAAUGGAGCCGAAAGAAAAAAAUGAAGAGAAAAUAAGAGAUGGCAAAUAUGGUACAAAGCCGAAAAAGAAGUCUUGCACCGACGUCGGAGGAAUAUGCUACUCAAAGUGCUCUAACGGCAAGGUUAAAGGCGGCAAAUGCUCAGCUGGAGAAAAAUGUUGCAAGCCUAGUGGUGGUGGUGGUUACGGUGACGGUGGUGGUGGUGGUGGUGGUGGUGGUGGUGGUAACGUAGGUCCAGCAGGUCCACCUGGUUCUCCAGGUAAAAGUGGUCGUCCAGGUAAACCUGGGCCUGCAGGCCAACCUGGUCAUGACGGAACUCCUGGCCUUCCCGGUUCUCGUGGCCCUACUGGUAAUCGUGGCCCUGCCGGUUUUCCUGGCCCAGAUGGUGCUCCUGGCGUUGCAGGACCUGCAGGCCCUGUAGGUCCUGGAGGUCCUCCAGGUCCUGCAGGUCCCUCUGGUUCCCCAGGUUCUAAAGGUGUUCCUGGAGAUAAAGGCCCUGCAGGCGGGGUAGGUGGUAAAGGUGCUGUAGGUGAUAAAGGUAUGCCAGGUGAUACAGGUCCUGCAGGUCCGGUAGGUCCUACAGGCCCUGCAGGUCCUAAAGGUACUGCAGGUCCUGCAGGUCUUCCAGGUUCUAAAGGUAUGCAAGGUGAAACAGGACCUGUAGGUCCUACAGGUGCUAAAGGUAUGACAGGUAAUACAGGUCCUACAGGUCCCACGGGUCCUGCAGGUGCUAAAGGCCAGGCUGGUGCUGCAGGUCCCAGAGGUGAUAAAGGUUUAAAAGGAGAUAAAGGUUCUGCAGGUGAUGUAGGCCCUGCAGGUCCUAAAGGUUCACCAGGUCCUGCAGGUCCUGCAGGUGAUAAAGGUAUGACAGGUAAUACAGGUCCUUCAGGCCCUACAGGCCCUAAAGGUCCUGUUGGUGAUAAAGGCAUGAAGGGCAUGAAAGGCAUGAAAGGAGAUAAUGGUGGUAAAGGCAUGCAAGGGAAUAAAGGUGAUAAAGGUGAUGUAGGUGAUAAAGGUGUUAAAGGUGAUAAAGGUGGCGUAGGUGAUAAAGGUGGUGUAGGUGAUAAAGGUGGUGUAGGUGAUAAAGGUGGUGUAGGUGAUAAAGGUGGUAAAGGUGAUAAAGGUGAUCAAGGUGAAAUAGGUAGUAAAGGUGAAAAAGGUGAUAUAGGUGAUAAAGGUGUUGUAGGUGAUAAAGGGGUUCCAGGUAACAAAGGUGUUAAAGGUGAUAAGGGUGAUAAGGGUGAUAAGGGUGAUAAGGGUGAUAACGGCAACCCAGGCAAUAGCGGGGGCAAUAGCAAUAACCGGAGGUAAGGUACUAAAGGUAGAAAAGGCAGUGAUGGUGUAUAUGAUUCUGUUAAGUAGGGAAUUAUCAGAUACCAAGUAUGAGGUGAAGACCUGGAGGCCAAGGAGAAGACUGAAGUGCUGCUGUGGAAGACUUAGGCUGCAACAACCACGAUCACAUCUUUUCACACGAGAGAGGACUCUGCAAUAUUCCUUCUUCAUCCUGUCAAGAGGCUCAUAACCUGUUAAAGUUCUUGCACCUGUUCAAGCCUUACCACAACCUGCCAUUGCUUCGACAAUCCCGCACACUACUGAAUCUUAUCCUUAUGCUGAAACAUAAACACUUUCUGAUGCAGUAAUGGACGAUGAACUACAACUCCUCCAAGAGUAAGAUAAUAACUCAAGUAAAUGACACCUGCUCAAACAGUACUACCGCGUGUUGACUAAUACAGAUAAACGCCUGUUAUUUGUUGAUACUAUCACUUCCUUCCGUUGCAUUACUUUAUGUACCGGUAUUUAUUGGUGUAUGUAUAGUUGUUAGACUUUUGGUGUAUCAGCUCUGUGUAACUGGUGAUGUAUUAGAUGGUGCUCCAGCUGUUGUAUUGUUUAAUUUAUACCCUCUUGUUUUUGCUGGACCACAAUAGGUAUAUUAGCUAAGCUAUUAGAAAGAAUAACAAAAUAUUUACUGCAUUUCUACCUAUUAAUAAAAAUUAUUAUUUCACCUCGUGUUAAUAUAAAUGCACUGCAAUUA
Molecule: messenger RNA, 2331 nt
Organism: Homarus americanus (American lobster)
Lineage: Eukaryota; Metazoa; Arthropoda; Malacostraca; Decapoda; Nephropidae
Product: collagen alpha-1(I) chain-like
Exons: 4
Coding region: 33-1610 (525 amino acids)
Source: RefSeq, a predicted model, not a curated record